Messenger RNA from Orycteropus afer afer, 591 nucleotides. RefSeq names its product transcription factor 15 (gene TCF15). Gene Ontology annotation, biological process: developmental process; regulation of transcription by RNA polymerase II. The transcript is spliced from 3 exons. The record is from RefSeq and is a predicted model, not a curated record. Gene Ontology annotation, molecular function: DNA-binding transcription factor activity, RNA polymerase II-specific; protein dimerization activity; RNA polymerase II transcription regulatory region sequence-specific DNA binding. Bases 1 to 591 code for a protein of 196 amino acids. NCBI's taxonomy places the organism in Eukaryota, Metazoa, Chordata, Mammalia, Tubulidentata, Orycteropodidae.
AUGCACAGCAAGCACCGGAGCAUUUGCCCAGCGCACCCAGAGGUGAUCGGGAGCUUUAGGGGCGGCCCACUAGCUCCCGGGACCACUUUCAACCUGGAAGCCUGGGACUGUGGACGCGUAGCUAUUGGCCGGGACGCGGCGGCCGCCUUCCCAUUGGCCAUUGUGGCGACCCCCGCCCCCGAGCGGGGCGGCCCCGUGAUUGGCCCCUCCCACGGCUAUAAGGCGGCGGCCGGCGGGGCGCGCACGCAGAGCGUGAACACGGCCUUCACGGCGCUGCGCACCCUCAUCCCCACCGAACCUGUGGACCGCAAGCUGUCCAAGAUCGAGACGCUGCGCCUGGCGUCCAGCUACAUCGCGCACCUGGCCAACGUGCUGCUGCUGGGCGACGCGGCCGACGACGGACAGCCGUGCUUCCGUGCCGCUGGCGGUGCCAAGAGCACGCUCUCCGCCGCCACCGACGGCAGCCGCCAGCCGCGCUCCAUCUGCACCUUCUGCCUCAGCAACCAGCGCAAGGGGGGUGGCCGUCGUGACGUGGGGGGCAGCUGCUUGAAGGUGAGGGGCGUGGCCCCCCUUCGAGUGCCACGGAGAUGA